This is a messenger RNA of Lethenteron reissneri (Far Eastern brook lamprey), 2590 nucleotides long. RefSeq names its product prostaglandin reductase 2 (gene PTGR2). Gene Ontology annotation, biological process: prostaglandin metabolic process. Gene Ontology annotation, molecular function: 15-oxoprostaglandin 13-reductase [NAD(P)+] activity. NCBI's taxonomy places the organism in Eukaryota, Metazoa, Chordata, Hyperoartia, Petromyzontiformes, Petromyzontidae. The record is from RefSeq and is a predicted model, not a curated record.
GUGGCCGAAGCCUCCAUCGCCUUGGUUAUUUAUCCCCCUCGGUGGAUUGAUGAUCACAGCUGUUGACACAGGGGCGGGGUGGCCAAGGCAAAGGCAGGAGGAGUAUUUGUGUGAAGACCUAUCCGGCGAGGACCUUGUGCCACACACACACACACACGCGCACACCGGCUAGGCGCUGAGCCAGAGAGAACAACAGGCAGAGCAACGAGCAGGGCAGCAGCUAACUACGACAACGCAGUCGUUGUCGUCGCUUCUCUCCGCACACGCGGGGGGCGGGCAAGGCACGCCAGAGGAGGAAGGACGGAGAAGGGAAGGGAGCGUGUCACCGGCAAUGAAGGCCAAGGCGGUCAUCCUGGCGUCCCGUCCCGGUGCCGACGGGGAACCUAGGAUGGAGAAUUUCAAGGUGCAGGAGCAAGAGGUGGUGGAGGAGCCCCCCGAAGGGCACGUUGUGCUGAAGACGAUCUACCUCUCUGUGGACCCUUACAUGCGCUGCCGCAUGAACGAGGACCCAGGUACCGACUACUUGUCGGCGUGGACGGUGGGCGGCGUGGCGGAGGGCGGCGGCGUGGGUGUGGUGCUCUCCUCCCGCGGCGAGGGCCUCAGCCCCGGGGACGUGGUCACCAGCUUCUCCUGGCCCUGGCAGACGCACGCCGUGCUGCCCGCGAGUGGCCUGCAGAAGCUGGCUUCAGCGUGGCUGGCGGAGCGGCCCUCGCUGGCGCUGGGCGCCGUGGGGAUGCCGGGACUCACGGCGCUGCUGGGGCUGCGCAUGGGGGGCCACGUCGUGCCGCGCGGCGGGCAGACCCUGGUGGUGAGCGGUGCGGCCGGGGCCUGUGGGCAUCUGGUCGGGCAGAUCGCACGGCUGGAGGGCUGCAGCAAGGUGGUGGGGGUGUGCGGCUCGGCCGCCAAGUGCCGCGUGCUCACCGCCGAGCUGGGCUUUGACGCGGCGGUCGACUACCGCGCGGAGGACCUGGCUGGGCAGCUGCGCUCGGCGUGCCCCAAGGGGGUCGACCUCUACUUCGACAACGUCGGGGGGCCGCUCAGCGACGCCGUCAUCGAGCAGAUGAAUGUGGGGGGCCACGUGGUGCUGUGUGGGCAGAUCUCCCAGUACAACAAGGACGUGCCCUACCCGCCUCCUCUCCCACUGCACACACAGACCGUGCUGCAGGAACGCAACAUCAGCAGGGACCGCUUCCUGGUGCUCAACUACCCGGACAAGCACGCCGAGGGUCUGCAACAGCUUGCCAGCUGGGUACAGAGCGGUCAGCUCAAGGUCAAAGAGACAAUCAUGGACGGGAUAGAAAAUGUUGGAGCUGCCUUCGUGUCCAUGAUGCAGGGCGGCAACAUUGGCAAGCAGCUGGUGCUCGUGAGCCCCUUGUAACGGUGCCCCUGCCACAGCCCGCACGAGGGUGGCAGGAACGGCGGGUGGGCUGGUGCGGCCGUGGCCGCGUGAUCUGCCAGCGCAUGCCGAACCCCCUAUCCAAGUCAAGAUAUCUGUCUGGCAUGUCCGGGGCACACGCAGGAUCACAUCAUGCGGUAGUAAUGGCAACUGCUCGCCAAUGGCACGCUGCCCAAUGGUUUAAAAAAAUGUUUUGCUAACGGUAGGCCAUUGUGUGGGCAAAGAGCACUGCCACUGGCAGAACAGGUGGUUUCGCUCGGUUUUUUGUAGAAACAAAGGGAGGUCCCCUCUGUAGAGAAGCUUUAGCAUAGUGGAGUACAGGCAAGCCACAAUGGGAUUGUUGAACAUCAACGUCACAAUGCCUACGCAUUGGCCAUGUGGCAGUGUAUGGAGUCAAUUAGAAAUGGGUAAUUACACUCGCAAUAUGUGCUAAGAAUUGCGCUUGUGGGAAUCGAUUAUUCAAGCAUUCUAAUUUGACAAAUCAGUGGCAAAUCGAUUCUUCAAUUGAAUCGCAUCCCCAAAUUGAAGUUGCAUGGUGUUAAUCGUUACAUGCAUUAGUACACGAUUUAAUCCCAUCAUAGUUUGCGAGAAUGAAUAAAUUCGGCUAUCACUCCAUCUUCCAUGUAAACAUUGAUGGUGGAUCACCGAUCCAUAAUUGGAACUGCAGGCGAAAAGCAGGGUCUUGCUUGUAGCUUGCAGCUACUGCCGUGUGAACUAAUUGUUGGUACUGCAGCUUGGUGUGGUAGUAUUGAACUGCUGGUCAUCAUCAAUUUGAACGGUCAGGUUGGUGGAUCACACAUGGCUGACGAUGUUUACAGCCACUUUUUAUGUAAUGAGAUGGUGCCGCCUCAAGGUGGCACUACACCCAAGUCGGUUUUUACGGAGCAUUAUCGCGUUGCCAUAUAUUUCAAGUAAACAUUUCUCCAGGCUCUUCUUCCACUUGUAAAUCUAAAGUAAGAAUUCGCCUAUUAUCUCGUAGGACCAUAAUAAAAAGGUCUUCAUGCUCCUCAAGAGUUUAAAAGUGCCUCUUUUUUCAUCAAGGCACAGCAAAGUUUUAAAUCAACAAAGUGUCUCCCUGGUGUAGUGCAUCCAUUGGUGGCUUUAAACUGUAGUGGGAAAUUCAAACUCGAUUAUGGCUGGGGCCAGUGUCUCCAUUGGACAACCACUUGACUGCCGACAAAAUGGUAGCGAGAG